UUUUUUAUUCUAUAAAAUCUUCAAAAAAUCAAGUCGAUAAUCAUUUAAUAAAAUGGAAGCGGGUAACAGCAGGCCAAACAGGAGCGAUGCUCAUUUGUCGAAAGAGGAAGAGGCGAAGAUCGAAGGGGAAACAAGAGACUAUUUCGAUGGGUUAGCUCCCAGGCGUCAUACGAAGCCACAACGCAGUGAGUAUUCCUCGAAAUAUGUUGAUGGUUUGGGUUUGCCCAACGAUGAAGAUGAUGGUGUUAGCCCUGAGUAUCUAGAGUUUCAACAUCUUGAACAAAACUCUGAGAAAAUUGUUUAUACAGGUAAGGAUGUGAGUGAUGAGUUUGUGGAAACGGAAUAUUACAAGGAUCUUAAUGGUGUUGACAAGCAACAUCACACGACAGGAACGGGGUUCAUCAAAGUAGAUGACACAAAUAAGGCUGGCUUUGAGUUAGGCUCUGAAUCUGAAAAUGCCCAUCAUGCUUCAUGUAAGGGGAAUCCAGCCACUAAUGAGUGGACCCCAGCACCCGCUGACAUGGGAUCUUUUGUCUCUGAUAAACCUCAAAGGAGCGAUAAUUGAAAUGGAUGAAUUAAUUGCUUCAGAUGUUAAAACUGAAUAGCAAGACAAGUAGAUGAGAAACAAGUUUUGUGAAUUGUGGGUGUAUUCUAUUUCCAGUUGAAGUUUAUGUGUAGUUUUGUUAUGAGGUUGAAACUAAGAUGUGUUGUGUUAUAAGCAUAUAUAAUAUGUUGCUGGAUUUUUCACUA
Lactuca sativa (garden lettuce) is the source of this 750-nucleotide messenger RNA. RefSeq lists its product as uncharacterized. Lineage: Eukaryota; Viridiplantae; Streptophyta; Magnoliopsida; Asterales; Asteraceae. The record is from RefSeq and is a predicted model, not a curated record.